AUCCGUUCAUAUCAUCUCCAGAGCAUAGUAAAAAUCGAUUGCGAUUAUCAUAACUAUAAUAAGUUUGAGCCGCAAACUGUGCAAAAUAAAAAAUCAAAUUUUCAGUGGAAUUGAAAAAAAAUUAUUCAUAAAUUGACAUUCAAACUUCGCGCAUCAAAAAUCAGAAAAAUUGAAUUAUUUUGAAAUUUUAAUGAUUAUUGUUUUGUUAAAGUGCUAUUAUAGUGAAUAUUUCGUCAAAAAUUCUAAGUAAAAUGUCCUGAGGCUCUUUCCCUUCAAUUCUACUUGACGGUGGAGAAUUUUGGCCCUUUUUUGCUUCUCUUCGUCUUUUAGUCUUUUACCAAGGUCUCCCGGUAAAGCACAAGAAACUAUCAGUUGGUUUUCAGAGGGAACCGAUUUAAACUUUAAAUUUUUGUUUAUCUCAUUAAAUUGAUUUGUGACCCAACAUAUGUGAAAUGGUGAAAGCAUUUGACACGUAAAAACGUUGAGAAAACGAGAGAAAAACGCGUUGAAAACACUCCUUUUGUCUCAUCCGCAAAAGCGCUGGUUCUUAGUAAUUAAUCAGCUGUUUACCAAGUGAAUUUACUCAUUUCAAAUUAGUGCUUUAACAUUUCUUCAGAUUUUUGAAUUAUUUAUUAGUGGAAUCAUAAUUAUGUCAUUUAACGAUUUACCUGAUAUUUGUCUUUGGAAGAUCUUCGAAAAUGUCCAUGAGGCCAAAGAUUUGAUUCGAUGGUCUCAAGUUUGUUCGAGAUGGUCCGAUUUAAUUAGGCCGAGAUUUAAGAGAGUAAAAUAUCUUCGUUUGAUAGAUAAUGCGGUUGAUUAUAUUGAUGCGAACAGUUUGUGGAUUAAUCCUAAAACGAAUUGGAAUUACAAUUUAUUCAAAUUGUUUCCGAACAUUAAGAUUAUAAAUUCUGCGGCCUUUGAUUAUCAUGGAUCUUUCAAUUUACCAGAAAUUGUCAAAAAUAAUCCACAAAUAAAGGGAUUGGUCGGUAUGGAUAACUUAAGUAAAGAUGGUUACAUGGAAAAUAUCGAAAUGUGCUCUGCAGAAUUUGACUUUCAUUAUAAAAAAGUUUUUCGACCUUAUCAGUUGAAACAAGUUUGCUGCUUCCGUUUUCGGUCUUAUUUACCGGACGGUGUUUUUUACAAUGGACCGAAUUUGUCUUCGUUAAAGAUUCUGGAAUUUGGUACAACCCACUUUGCUCAGGUAUUCACCGGAUUUCAUUUCAUGGAUUUUUGUCCCUCUUUGGAAAGCGCUUUCUUUCAGUGUUUGGCAGAGGAUAUUUAUUUAGAUGAAUCGAUAAAGAAUUAUAAUCUAAGAGAUCUGGUUAUCGAAUGUCAUUCUGAUUGUUUUUCAUGGGCAACACUACGAAGACUGCUUUCCAAAUUUCCAUAUUUACAUCAUCUUAGGAUCAUGUGUAUCGGUGUAAUUAAAUACAGUAAUUUAGAAGAGUUGGUAAAACUAUUACCUGAGUUGAAGAUAUUGGACUUAAGAGGCUAUAAUGGAGUGACGCAUAAAACAGCUGAUUUUCUAUCCAAAUAUUGUGUCAAAGAGAAUCGAUCAAUUGUAAUAUAUUACGAUUGUGAAAACGAACCUGCCGAAUGGCCUAAAUUGGUGGAGACUGACGAACCAAUUUGUUAUGGAUUCGAUUUCAUGAAACAUUGUUUUUAUAAAACUUUCGAUUCUCUUCCAGUUCUCAUUGAUGAAUAAAAUGGCUGAUUUGAAUCAAUCGCAAAGCCAAGUAUUUUGUUAAGGUAACGAUAAUUGUAAUCAUUAUUGGUUUUAAAUUGAUCAGAUUUAAUCACAAACAAAAUGACACAAUAAUUGUUGAUUGGUAUAAAUGAUUAACACAAUUCAAUAUCCAACUUUGUAAAUGGCAAAAUCCAAACAAUAUUUAAAUCACAGUUGAUAAUUAUCCUUUUUGUAUGUUGAUUGUUCAAAGGUUCUAAUCGGUAUCUUAAUACUGUAUUAAUGUGUAUGAAUGAAAACACAACCAAUUGUAAUGACAAUUAGAACAUAGACUUGAUUAUGAUUUAUAUCAACUGACUAAUUAUGGUUGAUUUUUUCGCACUUCUAUUCAUUCUUUCUACAUUAACUAACGACAAUAAUAACACGAAAUUAUUAAUAUAAAACAGAAUUAUAUUCUCAAUUUUGAAUAUCCCUUAUCUCUUCAAUUAAAAUCUUUAAAAAUCAACAUUAAUCACAAUCAAGAUGAGCGCCA
Molecule: messenger RNA, 2216 nt
Organism: Panonychus citri (citrus red mite)
Lineage: Eukaryota; Metazoa; Arthropoda; Arachnida; Trombidiformes; Tetranychidae
Exons: 6
Coding region: 650-1705 (351 amino acids)
Molecular function (GO): protein binding
Source: RefSeq, a predicted model, not a curated record